AUGGAAAUUAACAUGAGAUUUGAAGUUGACCGACCUUCAAGUUCAAACAUUUUAAAGGAAAGGAUAGCCAUUGAAGCAGAGGAAGGAAAUAUGAAUGGUCUGAGAAAACUGGUAAAGAAAAUGAAGUCAUCCCAAAAGGACGCAUUCAAGAAGGAGUAUGGGAAUUUGUUGAGCCUGUUAGAGGUGAAGGUCCAAACAUCAGCAAUUACUACUUUAGCCCAGUACUAUGAUCCGCCACUAAGGUGUUUCACUUUUCAAGAUUUCCAAUUGGUGCCAACAGUGGAAGAAUUCGAGCAGAUUUUAAAUAUACCUCUUGAGGGAAAAGCCCCAUACAAUUACCUUGGGCAGUAUGUCCCUAUCUUGCAGCUAUCAAGGGUCAUGAAAGUACACCCUAUGAAGCUGGAGAGCAAGUUCACAAUCAAGGGCAAAGUGAGGGGCCUUCCUCAAGGAUACCUAAAGGGAUACUUGCAUCGUCUGGCUGAAGAGGAAAACUGGGAAACAUUUAUGGAUGUAUUGGCUCUUCUCCUCUAUGGUGUCAUGCUUUUUCCUAAUGUCAAGAAUUUCGUCGACUAUGCCGCCAUGAACGCAUUUGUGGGGUACAAAGAGCGCUGUGAGAAUCCAGUCACUGCCGUCCUGGCUGAAUGUAAAUCAAAUUUGAAAGGGGCAAAUGAAUGGGCACAACUUUGUGCAAGUUUAAACGAGGAUCAAAUUAAAUGGUGUGUUCCUUGGCAGCGUAGAUCACAAAUUAUAUAUCACUGCGGCAGGUACCCUAAUGUACCCCUCAUGGGUAUUAGGUGUUGUAUUAAUUACAAUCCUGUGUUAGCACAAAGGCAAUUUGGGCAUCCUAUGAGAGGAUCACCUACACCUGCGUCUCUUGCCAUAUUGCAAAUCUAUUAUGAGGAAGGAACCUUUGUUGAAGUACUUCAUCAAGUUAGGAAUGCUUGGGGCAACAUUAUUCGUGCAGAAAUGGACCCCAGACCAUGGACUAUUGAUGAAGGAAUUCCUUACAGCCAUUGGAUUGCAGAAAGGGUUAGGACAGUGAAGUUGCCUUUCGAGUUAACUUCUCCUAACCUAGAUUAUGGAAAACAAUUUCAUAAGGCUGAAAGUGAGGAAGUAAAAUUGUUGAAGGCAGAAUUCGAGCAAAUGAAACUAGAAAAUAUCAAGUUGACCAAUAAUCUUCAGAGCCUACAACAUGAUUAUGAGAAUCUUAAGCAAGAAGGUGUGGAAAACAGCGAAGCAUACGAGGAGUUGUUAAUAAGACAAAAGCAAGAGCUAGUAGCGGCCAACAUUGAGCUGACUUUGAAAGACCGGGAAUAUGGUAUAAUUGAGAUAUCAGAGCGUGUUACGAAGCAAUUGUGUGACCAAUCCCAGAGGGACAAGCAAAAAGUACUAGAGGAACUGCACAAAAUGCAUAUUAGAAUGGACGACGCCGAACAAUAG
Messenger RNA from Vigna angularis (adzuki bean), 1440 nucleotides. RefSeq lists its product as uncharacterized. The coding region runs from base 1 to 1440 and encodes 479 amino acids. Lineage: Eukaryota; Viridiplantae; Streptophyta; Magnoliopsida; Fabales; Fabaceae. The transcript has 2 exons. The record is from RefSeq and is a predicted model, not a curated record.